Molecule: messenger RNA, 2040 nt
Organism: Closterium sp. Naga37s-1
Lineage: Eukaryota; Viridiplantae; Streptophyta; Zygnematophyceae; Desmidiales; Closteriaceae
Source: the annotation of a GenBank genome assembly
AUGGCGGCGGCAGUAGCGCCGACAGCCGUGCUUUUGCGGUCGUGCGGCACGGACGGCGUGUGCAUGCAAUGCAACACGCUGCCGCCCGACGACCGCGUGCUCGUGUGCGACGCGUGCCGCGGCGAGUGGCACAUGCCGUGCCUCGUUCCGCCCCUUACCGCCGCGCCCGCCGGAACAUGGCACUGCCCCGACUGCCACGAGGUCGAGGCAGCGAUGAACCGCGCGCCCGGCGGCGACGGCGGCGGAGACGGCCGUGCCGCGUCUGAUACGGCGGCCGGCGGGGCAGAAGCGCUGAGAGAGGCAGAUGCCGCGGCGGCAACUGCGGGAAGCGGCGGCGAGGGCGAGCUGCGCGCGAGAAUCCGUGCGAUCCAGAGCGACGCGUCGCUGAGCGACGCGGAGAAGGCGAGGCAGCGGCAGGCGCUGGUGAGCCGCCAGGCGACGACGACCGCGAGCGAGAGCGGCGGCGGGACGCGCGCGGACGGGGCGGGUGCGACGGCGAGGGGCGCAAACGCGGCAGAGGCGGCGGAGGCGGCGGCUGCGUGUUUCAGCGAGGCGAUGAAGUGCCCCAUCUGCCACGACCUCGUCGACCGCCCCGUCACCGUGCGAUUCUCUCCAUUCCCCUCCCAUCACCGUGCGAUUCUCUACACUCCCCUCCCGUCACCGUGGGAUCUCCCUUCUUGUCCUCCAACCCCCUGCGGUCACAACUUCUGCCUCGUGUGUUUCCGCAAGUGGCUGGCGCAGGGUAAGCGCAGCUGCGCCAAGUGCCGCCGCGCGGUGCCGCCCGACAUGAUGAAGCAGCCGCGCAUCAACCCCGUCAUCGUCGCCGCCAUCCGCCACGCCAAGGCCGCCGCCGCCCGCGCGGCCGCCGGCGGGCUGUCCACGUCAGCAACACCGGCGAAGCAGUUUGAGCCAAUCUGCAACGAGAAGCGGCCCGACCAGGCGUUCACCACGGAUCGCGCCGUGCGCAAGGGGCUCUCUAACGCGGCCUCGGGCCGCAUAUUCGUGACUAUAGCGGGGGACUUUUUCGGGCCAAUCACGGCGGAGUACGAUCCAGAGAGGGGGACGGGCGUGGAGGUGGGCGAGACGUGGGCGAGCCGGCUGGAGUGCCGGCAGUGGGGCGCGCACCUGCCGCACGUGGCGGGCAUCGCGGGGCAGUCCCACCAUGGCGCGCAGUCAGUGGCGCUGUCGGGGGGGUAUGAGGACGACGAGGACAACGGCGAGUGGUUCCUCUACACUGGCAGUGGGGGCCGGGAUCUGAGUGGCAACAAGCGCACCAACAAGGUGCAUGCGUUCGACCAGCGCUUUGAGAAGAGCAACCAGGCGCUCCAGCUCAGCUGCCUCAAGGGCUACCCCGUGCGCGUCGUCAGGUCGGAGAAGGAGCGGCGGUCCAGCUAUGCGCCACAGGCGGGUGUGCGGUACGACGGCGUCUACCGCAUCGAGCGCUGCUGGCGCAAGAAGAGUGCCGUGGGCUUCCUCGUGUGUCGCUACCUCUUCGUGCGCUGUGACAACUCGCCUGCCCCCUGGACCAGUGACGACGUGGGCGACAGCCCGGGGCGGCAGCUGCCGAAGGUGGCGGAGUUAAAGCACGCGGUGGACGUCACCGAGCGCACCGGCCCGCCCGCCUGGGACUGGAUUGAGGAGAAGCGGCAGUGGGGGUGGGUGCGCGCGCCCCCAGCAUGCACCAAGCCCAUCGGUGGCACCAGCACGGCGUGGCGUUCUGCCAAGAGGCUGGCAGUGGGCAGCACGGGCGAGGCCGUGAAGAAGCGACGGGCGCUGGCACAGAAGAGACUCGCUAAAGACUUCGCGUGUCUGCUGUGUGGGGGAGUGCUGUGCGACCCGGUGUCCACGCCCUGCCAGCACAGCUUCUGCCUCGCGUGCCUGCAGCAGCGCUUCCACGGGCAGGCCGACACGCGCGACCGCUCCAAGACCGCGGGGCGGUCGCUGCGAGCGCAGAAGAUCGUCAAGCAGUGCCCCGCCGCACGCUGCACUGCUGACAUCGCAGACGUGCUGUCCCGGCUGCAGGUGAGGGGGUGGGUGUGA